AUGGAACGCCAUCCAAUCAAAGACAUCGAGGAGGCGGACGAAGUCGGCGCGAAGAUGUUGCGUGAUGCCACCAAGGCCGUCAAAGCUCUGAGGACGGCCGUGGCGUGGUUCCCGGAUGAGGAAACCAAGUUGGCGAGAAAGCGUGGUGCUGAGCGAGCACGCAAGAUCAAGACUGCGUCACUCGUUGCACCUGGGGAUGUCGAGGAGAUCUGGGCACUAGGCGCCAAGAGAUCUUGGGGAGAUGGCUGGCGAGAGAUGGAUAAUGAUAAGUUAAACCACUUACUUCAGUUUCCCGGUGGCAAGCCCGCACUCUUUGCGGAAUUGCGGUCGAAAACGGGACUAUGUGCCUGGGAUGCAGAUGCGGCAUCGACGUUCGUGAGGGAGAACGAAGAUAUGGAGCCAUUGUUCCUCCUGUGGCACCAGCGAGUAGGUGUCGCGGCGAUCGUCGACAAGAUAUGGGGGUCUGCGCUAAACGAAGGUAACACUCCGGGAAUUUUAAUAGCGGACGAAGUAGGCGUUGGGAAGACAGCACUCACCAUGGGCACCAUCGCCUUCGUCAUCGAUGCUUACUGGGUUCAAGAAGUCGCUGCCGGACGAGGAAAACCUGCCGGGGCGACUGCAAGUAUCAACCUGACCAACCUUCGCCCAGCCCCCAUCCUCGCCGAACGCCCGUAUUUUGCAGGCAGAGAUGCAAUCCCGAACCUGCCCCACGUCAUCAUCGUGCCGAAUUCCUUGAUCAAUCAAUGGUAUUCGGAGCUACGCACCUUCUUCGCCCCCGGAGCUGUCGAGAUCUACAGGUAUCCGUCAGCAGAAAGUGAGUUUGGCGAUUUCUGGAACGGUCCAUGGGCCACGUCGGCCACGCCAUUGAUUCAUCGAAUCAUCUUGGUCACUCAUUCCAUCAUGGCUACCUUAGGCAAAGUGUUCGACACACGCAAAGGCCUCGCAGGACACAACAGUCACAAGGCGUCGGACGAGACACGCUCCAUCAGACAACGGAAACAAGCAUCGAAAUGUCUGUGGGCCGGACGUGAAUUCCUCAGCAUUUCGAUCGACGAAGUCCACGAGAUGCGCAACCUUACUGCAGGUUUUUACGCGACACUCGAGGUCACGAAGGCCUCCGUCAUUAAAUUACUCGCAUCAGGCACUCCACUCUACACCGGCCCGAUGGAUCUUUGCAAUAUAGGUCGGUUAGCGCGGAUCCAGCACUUCAUGGGCAAGGAGGGCGACGCGCGUGAUAAAGAUCACAUCAAGCAACUUCGUGCUGCACGUCGAGCGAUGACGCAGGAGGAUAAGAAUGACGCUGCCGCACAUACCAUUCGUUUGAUGGCCGGUGAACCAACCGACGACGAGGAGCCUGAAGCCAGGCUGCGCAUACGCAAGGUAACGAGUGCCUGGAUCACUAACAUUAAGCGAGGCUACGCUGGGCGGGUGAUUCGACGCACCGUCGAUUCCAAGACUUUCGACAACAAGAAAAUCAACGACACCCUCACGCCCUACAAAAUGAUCAUCGUACCUGUGCAUUUGGACGACACGGAGCUGGACAUCAACAAAAGCGUCAUGGCUCAGAUCACCGGCUCAUCGUUAGUCGCAACACUGGAUGAUAGUGCCAGUUUUAACACGAAAUUUUACCUCGAUGGCCGCACAAAGGUCGCGUUCCCCCAUCACACGUCGCCCACCUAUCCUGCUGUUAAGUCCCUCGCUGAAUGGCAGACGGUCAAGUCCUCGAAGGUUGACACGUUGGUCAACGUGCUCGGGUGGCACCUCGAAAACGACGAACACGAUAUAUUUAUAUGGUCAAAACAGAAAUAG
Suillus bovinus is the source of this 1809-nucleotide messenger RNA. Its product is annotated as P-loop containing nucleoside triphosphate hydrolase protein. The coding region runs from base 1 to 1809 and encodes 602 amino acids. The record is from RefSeq and is a predicted model, not a curated record. Gene Ontology annotation, molecular function: DNA binding; ATP-dependent chromatin remodeler activity; ATP binding. The transcript is spliced from 11 exons. Gene Ontology annotation, cellular component: nucleus. NCBI's taxonomy places the organism in Eukaryota, Fungi, Basidiomycota, Agaricomycetes, Boletales, Suillaceae.